UAAAUGAACUUUGACCUUUUAGGCCAAAAAUGACAACAUUGAUCAGUCGAUAUUCGGAUGUUUGGAUUUUCUUCUUCACGAUCAAAGGUCUAAUUUUGUGGUUAUUAUGAAUCAACUUCGUCCAUUCUAUUGAAAAACAUCAGUCAAACAUUCUGGACGCUAACAACGCGUGUUAGUGUGCAAAUCCGCGUAUUUUGGGGUCAUUUUGCAAGUUAAAACUUGAGUCUUCUAUUCCCGAGAAUUUUAUUCUGAGAAUGGAGGAGAAAGAUUCGUCACUCAAUGAGGUUGCCAACGUGUUGUCUAAACUCAAAACGUCAUCCAUAGUUGAUGACUACACCAUCAACUGGAACCAGAAACUAGGCACGGGAGUCAAUGGGCCUGUCUGGCCGUGCAAGAAGAACGGAACCAAUGAGAGAUUUGCCUUAAAGAUUCUCCCAGAUAAGCCCAGCUCCAGGAUGGAAAUCAGUCUUCACAGUCGCUGCAGUAGGCAUCCUGCGAUUGUAACGCUGUACGAUGUCUAUGCAAAUGAGGUGCAAUUUCCAGGGGAGGCCCAUCCCUGCCCCAGAAUCCUGAUGGUGAUGGAGUUAAUGGACGGUGGGGAGCUGUUUGACCGCAUCAGUCAACAGAAGGGAUUCACUGAGGCACAAGCUGUCAGAUAUGCCAAACAGAUUGCCAGUUCUAUACAGCAAUGUCAUUCACUGAACAUAGCUCACCGUGAUUUGAAGCCAGAAAACCUACUCCUGAAAGACAAUUCUGAGAAUUCACCCGUGAAGUUGUCAGACUUUGGUUUUGCUAAAGUGGAUGAUGGGUCCCUAGCGACACCACACUUCACUCCUUACUACGUAGCUCCGCAGGUUUUAGAAGCUCAAAGAAGGCAGAGAAGGGAAGAGAAAGGAAUCAUCCCAACCUCACCAGGUCCCUACACCUAUGAUAAGAGCUGUGACAUAUGGUCCAUCGGUGUGAUAAUCUACAUCAUGCUGUGUGGUUACCCUCCGUUCUAUCCCGAGACGCCAAGCAGGAAGAUAUCUCGUGAGAUGUGUCAUCGCAUCAUGGCUGGCCAGUAUGAUUUCCCCGCCGAGGAAUGGAGACACAUCUCAGACGAAGCUAAAGAUCUUGUCACAAAAUUAUUAAAAGUGGACCCCAUGGAGAGACUUAACAUCAGUGAGUUGAUGGAACAUUCAUGGAUGCAAGAAAACCGAGCAUCAAAUGUCACACUCAACUCACCUGCAAUUAUGCUGGACAAGAAUCUGAUGGAGGAGGCCAUGAGGGUGCACUCAGAGCAGCUGACAUCGAUGCGGCUACCUGACAAGAGAGUGGUUCUGAAGCCAGUGGCUAAGGCUAACAAUCCUAUCAUAAGGAAACGAGCUAGGUCAAGUUGUCAAUCAUUGGAUAACAGGGUAGUGGAGGGCCAACCGGAGCCCAAGCACAGGAAAGACACCGAUGCAAUAACCAAACUGAGGGAUGUGAUUGCAUACUGCAUACUACCUCCACAAGGUGGCUGUAACCAUGAGUAUUUGUGUGAGCUAAUGCAGACAGCACAGGAACACAACCAUGAGUGCAAUACACUGAAAGCAGCAUUAGAGUCACUUCGCUGGAAUGGGAAGGCAUUUGAAGCACCAGUAGAACCAUCCAAACUAGCGCUGGCCCUCAGCAACGUGGUGAAGGAAAAGAACCUCAACAAUUCCACACAGUGAUCACAGCAGUCUUCCAAAUGUACGUUUUCCCUGAAAAUCAAACUCACCCAGAGUCAACCACAUUGUGGGGUAUUUUUGACAUCUUAUCAUCAUUAAUUCUUCUGAUACAAAUGAUCACUUAGGACCAUUUUUAAGGAACAAUGGGAUCACAUCGAAUUUGGGUGUUGUACCUACAAGUUUUCUCUGUAAGUGGUUUGACGAACACUUUGAGGAUAAGAGUAAGAUACUUCCGUUUAAAACAAUAGCUUCCUUUUUUACAAAAAAAAGUAGUUUGAACAAUAUGUUAACCGAUUAUCACUUGUACUACAUUGUAUUACAUUGUAUUUAUUCACUGAAGAUUGUAAGUGUGCUGGGGUAGUUUUGGCUGCUACAGUGACUAAAGGGUUCAAAAGGUAAAGUAUGAAGGCACAAUUUUUGUAGAUUGCGUACAGUUUUUUUAACAUUUAUAUCCAGAAAAGUAUAUUUCUGCCCAUUGUACAUUGUUUGUGUUAAUAUAUUUUUGACCAAAAAAAGUAUUUUUGGAAGAAAGGGGUGUGGUCAACGACGAUACUAUAUUCAUUUGGCUCGAGCUGCAGAGGGCAUCGACUUGAUUGAUUGAUUAUAUUCAUUCACAGCACUGUAUUUCUUAAAUUAUCACAUUGUAGCUAAUGUACAGGUACAAUUUGAAACAAAGUAAAGAAAGAAAAUUAGGAUAAUUUGACUAUUAUUCAACAGGCAAUGAGAAAAAUAAUGAUAAAAAUUGAAAAUUUUUAUUAUAAAGGCCAAAUAUUUUUCUAGUAGUUUGACAUGAACAAAAAGCAUUAGCUGCCCCGGCAAAACUUGCAGUAUUAAUUUUUUUUUUUUAGGUUUUCCCUUAAAAUAUUUCAGAAUCUUAUUUCUUUUCUUAAAUUAAAGUGAAUGUUGUGUGAUAGACAUGACAUCGCUGGAGUUCCUGUAAAUGUUUAAAAGGGUUUAGAAAAUUGCAGUACUUUGGCAUAAGAAAUUUUUUUUUUUUUCAAAAAUGUUAAAACAGCAGAAACGCUUCAACGAUGUUGCAAAAAUAUCUGCAGCUAGAGUAACAUUAAUGCAAUAAACAUAGAAACAUACUGUAUACUUUAUGAAACAAAUAUAUUUAUAAUGCCUGAAUAUCAUGUUGCAACUUGGGAUGCAGUAGUAAAUAAUAAAUUGUUUGUUUGCAUUGUUCUAUAAU
Messenger RNA from Patiria miniata (bat star), 2883 nucleotides. Its product is annotated as MAP kinase-activated protein kinase 5-like. Gene Ontology annotation, cellular component: cytoplasm; nucleus. The coding region runs from base 255 to 1694 and encodes 479 amino acids. The record is from RefSeq and is a predicted model, not a curated record. The transcript has 12 exons. Gene Ontology annotation, biological process: Ras protein signal transduction; protein autophosphorylation; negative regulation of TOR signaling. Gene Ontology annotation, molecular function: mitogen-activated protein kinase binding; calcium-dependent protein serine/threonine kinase activity; calmodulin binding. Lineage: Eukaryota; Metazoa; Echinodermata; Asteroidea; Valvatida; Asterinidae.